Molecule: messenger RNA, 318 nt
Organism: Angiostrongylus costaricensis
Lineage: Eukaryota; Metazoa; Nematoda; Chromadorea; Rhabditida; Metastrongylidae
Source: the annotation of a GenBank genome assembly
AUGCUAGUAGUAUCGCGUGUCACACAAGUAAGAGAAGAGUUCCGAAGCUCCGACCUGCGUCAACGAUCAAAAAUCAAGGAUGCCGUUCUGUACGCCAAACAGUCGAAGAUAAGGUGUGCCGGACACAUGGUGCGUGUGAACGGCAACCGAUGGACAAGAGCCGUUAGUGACAUGGAAGAUUCACUGGCGUUUGAUCGAGUCACUCGACGUUUAACGGCAUUACAGUUGAUACAGGUGAUGGGAUUAUUUAUAUCGUUCAUGUUACAAGGAGAAAAAAUCCUGCACUACGAAGCAAAAAGAACGAAAUAUUCGCCAUAA